Messenger RNA from Drosophila biarmipes, 8346 nucleotides. RefSeq names its product microtubule-associated protein futsch. Bases 42 to 8270 code for a protein of 2742 amino acids. Gene Ontology annotation, molecular function: protein binding. The record is from RefSeq and is a predicted model, not a curated record. The transcript is spliced from 19 exons. Lineage: Eukaryota; Metazoa; Arthropoda; Insecta; Diptera; Drosophilidae.
UUGAUUCAACUUUUCCGAUGCAAGGUGCUUGAAAUACCAGAAUGACUACGGCCACGAGUUUGCCCAGGGUUCCCGAGGGUCUGCGGGACCUAAUGAAGGUGUACACCAAGGAGGUGUUACGUGAAAAGCCGGCUGACUUGUAUGGAUUUUCUGCCAAUUUUUUCAACCUGAUUGUUGGUGAAAAAUCACAGAAAGCGGUGCGGAAAUACGAACCGGCGCAAACUUAUGAAACCAUCAUGAAAAACCGCAUUCGUCAGCAGGUUCCCCUGUCCCUUGUGUUCAAUAUAAUCCCCGAAAAGUUGACUGAACUAAUAAAGCAAUUUAUAAAGGCAGUUCUAAGGGAAAAACCCGAGAAUAUUUAUGUAUUCGCACAGGAAUACUUUCAAAGAAUGUCCAAGGAGCAGUCGGGACGAAUUGAGUACACCAGGUAUUCGACCUAUGAAAAGUCAUUGAAGGACAAGGAAAACGUAACUCCCGGAUCGAAGGUAACCUGCGAGUGUGGACGAAUACUGAGCGGAAAACCUAAGGACGUGGAAAACAGAUACACGGAUACCAAGCUAGCUGAGGCAGACCAGAGAACAUUUUCCAGCAGAAUAACAUACUUGCAGUCGGUUGUCAUCAUUCAAAGACGAAUUCGCCGGUUUCUCAGGGAGCGAAAAAUAGGUCGCGAUAAGGAUAAAUGCAAUAGCGUGGAAUAUCUGACAGCCAUUCUCCUGAUUCAAAGACAAGUUCGUCGCUUUUUGGCCAAGAGGCGGGUGGAAAAACUUAAAAAUUCACGUGACGUCCGAGGGCCGAGUGCUAAAUUUAACACUGGCGACUAUAUGAAAGCCGUUGUCGUCAUUCAGCGACAUUAUCGCAUAUAUUUGAGAAAGAGGCAGGAGCAAAAUCGAUUGAAAAACGACCCAGUAUCCCUGGCAACAGCCGCCAUCAUAAUCCAGAGGGCCUUCAGAAGGAUGGUGGCCUCGCAAAGGGCCAAACGGAAUGCUUCUUCAGCCACCGAUCAGGCCGAGGAACUCAAUGACAACGCCUCGGAGACAGGGUCCUACACAUCCGUCUCCACCGCACUGCUAUCCACGGAAUCCACCGAGCUGGGAAUGGCCACUUACGAGGAACGAGUCCAUCAAAAAAUAAUCCACGAGGACGAGGAAGUGGAGAACAAUAACGUUGAUGCCGGCCUUGAGAAGGAGUUUUCGGCAGAACCCAUUAAGGGCGAAGGAAAAUCGAUGCGAAAAAGCGAAAUUCUUAGCGGUGCUUUAAUUGAAAACAUGAUUCGCAAACCUAGCUUGGAAAAUCUAAAGGAUUUCCAUAGUGAAUCAAAAGAUUUUGAAACGGAAAUGGAAAUCGAAGCGGAGAAAAAUAAAACUAGUCAAGAUUUAGAACCGGAAAUUAAAAGUGUUAAGGCCAGCCUAGAUCUAGAGUCGGUACCUCAAUCUGAGCAAAAAGCUCAAAAGGAAAGUGAAGAACUCGAUUCGGAAUCUAGAACUAAAACAGGAAGCUUGGAUGUAGAAUCAGAAAAUGAGCCUAAAAUAGAACCUGAUACGAAAGAUCAAAAAACUAAAAACCAUAGUGAAACUAUUACAGAAAACUUGAGAACAGAUGUUGUUGAUCAAGAAACAGGCGAAUUUAUAGAUAUUGAAAAAUCUAAAGUCAUUGAGAAUAAAGAAAGUGGUGAUGGAAAAGAAGGUGAUGAAGGAAAAGAAACUGCUGAGAAAAGGGACAUCGAUUCUACUGAUGAUGUGCGAAAUAGCAAAAUCCUAAACCCUAUUAUGGAGUCCAAUGAAACAAUUCCACCAUCCAAUAGUAUGAUAUCUGAAAGUCAAGAACCUCCAAUUGAAAAAGAAGUAACUCCCACGGUUUCGAUUGAAAUUGAGCAUGUAGAUGAUUUUUCAGACGAAUCCGCUCCAACCCUUCAAGAUUCUUAUGUUGAUAGGGCUAAGGAUUCCAGUGAAGGCGACUCAAAGGAACAGGAGUCUAAAAAAGUAAUCAAUGUGGAAAUAGAAAGUUUAAAAAAGGUUUUAGCCAAUAAUAAUAGAGAAACUCGUGAGCAAGGUUCUCCUGUGGAAACUUCAGACGAUCAAAUUUUGGAAACAUCUGGUGAUGCUGGAACACCAAAUGAAGAAAAUAAUUCUACAGUUGAAGAUGGAAGUAACCCAAAGAGUAGAGAAAAAAGAAGCAUUGAAGAUGAUGAGUUGGUUAAUCCAAAUUUGGAAACACAGGAGUCAUUUGCAAAAGAUGAUAUCAGUCCCACAGUCGAAUCACACUUAAAACCAAUUAAUCAGGAUGAAAUUAGCAAUGACCAAGAGUUGAAUGAAGAUGAAUCUUCAAAUACCGAACCAAAAAUGGGAGAUAUUCCAAAAGCACAGACUAACUCAAAAGAUGAAAUAAUUUCAGCUGAACCAUCAAGUCCAGAAGUCUCUUCGGAUCUUCAAAUUGAAGAAACCAUAACUGAGGAAAAAGAUGAUUCUGAGAAAAGCAAAAAUGUUAUGAAAUCCAAUAGUCAAUCUAUAGAUGAACCUGAUAUUACAAGUAUUGCAGAUGCAUCUGAAUUGUCAAAAACUGAGAUAAAAACUGAAACAGAUAAUAACCAUGAAUUAACUAAAAAAGGGGUUGAACUGAAUCCCGAAAUUAAUCGUCUGAACAAAAGUCUUGAAAACAUUUCAGAAGAAUCUAACCCUGAAGUUGAAGAAGUCCCAGCUGAGGCUGCAUCAGAAGAAACACAAAAUAUACAGACAUUGUCACAACAAGAAACCAUUGCAAUUGGAUCUGAAAGUUUGGAGACUGAAGAAACAGGCUUAUCUGAAGGCAACAUUAAAAAAGAUAAAUCUGAAGAAUCCAAGGAUGAUUUCCAUAAUUUUGAUGUCUUUACUGAAGGUACUGAUCUAAAAGACGAGGUCAAGCCCUUGAUUAAAGAUAUAAAUAACAGUAUGGGAGAGAGUAUAGAACAAGCAAACCCUACAUUAGAAGAUCCAGUUACCACGGACUUGGAACCCCACGUUGAAAGUCCCAACAAUGUUGUUUCUGAACUUGAUUCCCAAAGUGAUGUGGAAGAGGUGAAAAACAGCGAUAGUGAGGUUCAACAGAAAAUUAAAACGAGUUUAGAAGACACUGUCAUUGAUGGUAAAAAUGAAAAAACAGAAAUUUCACAAUUGGAUGACAAAGAGGACAAGGUUCAAAAGGCAAUCAACUCUUCAUUAGAUAAUGUUGAAACUCAUAAAUUAGAGAACGAUCACGUCGUACUGGAUAGACUAUUAUCUGAAAAAUCAGAAAGUGCACCUACUAAUGAACAGCAAUCUGGUGAAGAAAUGUUAGCAGUCAACUCCGAACCAUCGGAAGAUGUCGAGUCCAAAUUAGAAGACGAAACUACCGAGCUAGAUAAAAUAUUAACUGAAGGAUCAAAAAGUUCACAGGCUGAAGACCAACAAUUCGAGUACGAUCAUUUAAAAAUCAACUCAGAGGCUAAGCCUGUUGAAGACAGUAAUCUGGAAGAUGAAUCUGCGGAAUUAAAAAUAAAAAACAUAUCAUCAGGGGUUUCAGAAAAUUCCCAAACUGAUGCUAAACGAUUGGAUGAGGAAAUUAUCCCAGUCAAAUCGGAAUCUGUGCAAGCAGAAGAUAGUAAAUUAAUAAACGAAAUUACUGAAUCAAAUAGUAUUCAACCUGACGGAACAGAAGCAUUACCAACAGAACACAAAAAUCUUAAUUCGGUUGAUGAAACUAUUGAAAGCACUGUGUUGCCGUCUUCAUUAGAAAACGGUUCAUCGGCUGCCAAAGGAGAUAUCCCCAAAAGUGUAGACGGCGAUCUAACAUAUGCAAUAAAUGGUAGUGAUAAAGGAAUACCCGGGGAAAACAAAUCCCAAAAUUCUGAUGAUCGAAGAACUGAAAGCACGGAUAACAACUCAUUGAGUGCAAUAGAAGAUGCCCCUAAAAGUGGAGAUGAUGUUGUUGAAUUUCCAACACAGGAUAUAAGUAAGGAAAUGUCCAUGGCAGAUACCGCCAUUGCAGUUAUGGAAUUAUCCUCUGAGAAUAAAACUGAAUCUAUAAUAGCCGAAGUAGACAAAAAAAAAUCUGAGGACAAAGAUGCUGAAUAUAAUUCUGGAGAGGAAUCUGGAGUAGCAUCACUUGUUGCAGCUGAUAAAGACAGUACAGAGAUUGAAAGUGAAGAAAACAUAGAUCAUAAAGAACUAGAGCCUGAUGUGGAGAUAGAUAAAAAUGGAGAAGGACCUGUAGCCGUCCUGGACAAAGAUGAAUCUUCAGACCAUCCACGUGAAACCGAAACAUCACCUUUAGGACAAAAAGAAAUGAAAAGCACAUCUGUCGUAGUUGAGGAUAAAGACAGUGCGGAAUCUCAAACCAAAAACGACUCACCUGUUCCUCAAAAUCCCGAACAGAAAAACUCUUCAUUGCUUGUAUCUAAUCAAUUAAUUGGCACCCAAAAUUUACCUACUAACCAUAUUGAGAUUGAAAAGAACACCAAGAAGUUAUCUAACCCUAUUGCAAAAGAUAAAGACAUUGGCACCUUAGCGUCGGGGCGUCUGGUACCCACACCCAUUGCUGAGUUGCAGCUUAAGUCAUUCAAAAAUCCCAACGACGAUGGCGCCUGGUAUGAUAUAUAUGUGGAGCCCAAGACGACUUCUGAUAAGGAUUUGGAAAAAAUUCCCCCUUCAAACGUAACCAAACCAUCUGAGGCGGGUCAACAAAAAGUCCCAGUUGUAGAUGAGCCUAUAAUUGUCUCGGAAAGAACUCCGAGCUACUAUACCCCCAAGGAAAUCGUAGAAACCCCCGCACCAAGAGCUAAGAACUCGGUUUCAUUUUUUGUCUCAUUCGAUUCGGAUGAUGGAAAACCGAAGUACAAAAUACCCAAAAGGUUUAGAGAUCAAUCGAAAACAGACACUAUUAAGGAUGAGAAGAAUUCCGAAGAUAUACCAUCCGAAUCUGAUGCUGAUUCCAAUGAAGAGGAAAUUGAAGUCAUCGAGGUUUCGGAGGGCGAUCCCGAGUACCAACAGACGGGUGGCAGUAAGUUACAAACCAUAUUGGAACUAGAUAAUGAAAGUGAUCAGUCCACUGAAUUGUGUAAUCAAAGCUACGCUUUAGAAUCAAAACAAAUUAAUGAUACAGCGGAGGAUAAUGCGGAUAAAACAAAGUCCCCAAAAAGUAAUACCGUGCAUUUUGAAGAAGCCUACAAAACUGACAUGUUAAAUAUUACGCGAUCUGUACGGAUCAUAGAAAGAGCCUACCAAAGAUUUAAGAUUAGAGACUCAUUAAAGAGCUAUGAAUCGGAUUUGGAAAAGCAAAAUCGGGCUGCUAAAAUAAUACAAAAGUGGGUUAGGGACUCAUUGAAGAAAAAAUCAUCGACAUCCAAAACCUCUAAAGAAAUUAUUGCUGCGAAGAAAAUUCAAAGAGCCUACCGAAGAUAUGCUGAAAAAAAUAAUAAAAUGAAAUCUGCUAGUCUUGUGUCUCCAGAAAGGACUAAAAAUAAAGAAAUUGCUGCACUUGUUAUACAAAAAGCGUUUAGGCUAUAUUCUCAGAGAAAACAUGAUACACUUAACAAAAGUCAGUCUUUAGUUGAUAUAGAAAUUAAGCAAAAUAAUGCAGCUAAAAAAAUUCAAAGGACUUACAGAAGGUAUCUUCAAUUAUCCGAUAAAUCAGAUAAGACAAAUUCAUCAAAGUCUCAAGAACCUAAAGAAACUGAACAUCCAGUGGAAUCAAACACAAAUCCAAAUGAUUCUUUAAUACUAUCUAUGGAACCAGAAAUAAUUAGUGAAUUUCAGUCUAAAGAACAAGAAGAUAUUGAGAAAACUAUAGAUGCUGGUUCGAAGUCAAUUGAUACAUUUGAAUCAAACGACAAAAAAGAAACUAUAAAUGAGUUUAAAACGGAAGAACUAAAUGAUAAGGAAAAGGUAGAAGAAACCAUUUCCAAUCCAAUUCAUAUCUCAAGUUUAGCUGAGGAACCAAAACUAAUAAAAGAAAUAAAGAAGGAUGACAUUCAAGAGUUAGAAAGAGUUUCCAAGAGUUUAAGUCAAAGUAAUUUGUUUAAAUCGUCAAGUCAAUCAGAAAUUCUACCUGAAUUGCCCCCUGAGCUACAGGAAAUAAAGAGCCCUGAAAAUGCUGGAUCAAGCCCACUUCGAACUUUAAAUUCAACUGAUGAGCAAAAAAUUAUAAACAAUGUACAGACAGAAGAACUCAAAGAUAUAGAAAAGUCUGACAAAGAUAAGCCAGAAUCCAAAAAAGAUGAAUUUCAAACUAGUCCCAUUCAUCCAGUAAAGGAUGAUGGAAAGUCCAGUGCAGCUCUAAUAAUACAAAGAGCAUUCAGACAAUAUAUGGAAAGAAGAAAGCUUGAAAAUGUUGAUGAUAACUCCUUUGACUCGAUUACCAGCUCACGAAUAACGGCCAUAGAAGCCUCCAACUAUCCAACUGCAGGCACCACGCCAUCAGAAAGUUUGGCCCAAGAAGUCACUGAAGAAUCAGGCGAAGAUGCUGCGGAGGUCCAACCGAAGUCCGAGUGGUUUGUGGGCUCAACUCGCAUAGUACCAAGCCAGGGAGUCGUUGAAGAACCUCUUGGGUUAGAAACCGAUCCAGAGCCAGCUGCAAUCACAAGUAAAACCGAGCUCGACACCAGCACGCAAGUAGAAUCAGUUGAAACAGUAGAUAGAACGCAUGGCUAUGGCUUGCUUGAGUCCAAAAUAAAUACUGGUAUUAGCAGUUCUGAAGUCGAUGAGAGUCUGGGCGUUACGUCUGAAAAAGAUAAUGCAGUCUCUUCUGGUUUAGCAGGUUUAACAGAGGCUUCUGAAGCGGGUCUUGACUCAGUUGAGGAUCCACAUCUCCAAUUACAAUCCGACUAUGGUGGUAUCGUACAGUCUCUAGAUACUGCUUCAACUCAAGAACUGGUUAAUAGUUUUCUGGAGAAUGAGAUUGAGUACUCGUCCAGGCAAGGACCUUUCCCAAGUGCUAGUCUUCUUCAAGAGGUUGUAGAGGAACCCUGUAUAAAGAAGUCUGCUUCACUGGUUAACCUUUCGGAAGGCGAAUCAGAACCAGAUGCGGCUAAUCAAAAAGCGGAAACUACGGAUUCUUCAAUAUCCGAAACCACUGGUUUGGAUACGCUAUCCGCAGAUACCAUCGACAAGGCAACUGUUAAGUUGUCCAAGCCAGAGGAAGUAAUUGAAAAAAUGGCGCUGCUACGAGACACCAAGUCCCACGACAGACUUUCCUCGGCAGAUCCCAGCUUUGAUGAGCCCGUAGUGCGACCCAUGAGUUCCCUGCAGGAGCAAUCCAGCGUGGACAUCGAGGAUGGAGAUAUCAUUGUAUACAAUCGUCUGCAGAGGGACGAAACCAGGGAGAGCUCGGCCCAAAGUGAUUCCGUGGUCUUCGGCGAGGCAGAAUCCGCAAAAAACCAGGAAAAGGAUUUGCUCAAUGAGGAAGAAUCCGGAAGAGUGCAUUUAAUGAGGCACUACACCAUUGCUGGUGACGAUCCGCGUGGUCUGUUCAGAUCUGUGACCAUUGAUGAUGCUCUAAAUUACACCGAAAAUGGAGAUGGAAUGGGCAUCAAUAGCACGAAUAGUUUCUGCUUGGACGACGAAACCUCGGAGAACAUUCGCAAGAAAAUGAUGGCCUACUCGCUUUCUGAAACGGACUCGGAUUACUUUGAUCCGAGGAAGGGCAGCAAGGAGGACUUCGAUGUAGACACGGCCAUGGCAGAUGACAUGGGCACAUCCACUGAAACGGAAUCCACCAUUGUGUCAGCCGCCACAAAGAUCCAGGCGGGGGCACGAGGAUUCCUCACCAGGCGUAGAUUGCGUCGGGCCAGUGCCGGGACAAAGUCCUCCACCUUGGACACCAAGGCGUCCUUCGGCAACGAUGCAAUCAGCGAGUCCCUGGAACGUUUCAUCGAGGAGGAAGCGGCCAAGAAGAUCCAGGCCGCCUAUAGAAUGCACACCCGGAAACGCAAGGGUCACAACCGGAAGAUAGAGGGCAUCAGCCUGGAGAGCAACCUGGCCGCCAGGCGCCAGAAGUUGCAGCGCGGGGAUGCUCUUCGUAACGAUUCCACCCCCGAUGAUGAAAACAGUGUGAAUAGCAGUGGGGGUCAGGCUCAAAAAAGCUUAAAAUCGGGCAAAAACAAAACAGUUGGUGAGACAAAGUCAAGAGCCGACAUGGAAUUGAGGUGGCUCAAGAUGAGGCAGAACUCAAUGCCCGUGCAAAUUGAUUGCGAAGUUUUCCGAGUAAUACCCAAGCACAUGCGAAAGCGUAUAAAGAGCGCCGAGGCGAACAAAAGGAAAUAAAAUGCUAUAUCCAUAUUAUAGACUCUAUAAGUAUCAUCGCUGAACUAUAUCUAAAUAAAAUACAUACUUAAUCGGC